Molecule: messenger RNA, 893 nt
Organism: Lolium perenne
Lineage: Eukaryota; Viridiplantae; Streptophyta; Magnoliopsida; Poales; Poaceae
Product: FCS-Like Zinc finger 2-like
Source: RefSeq, a predicted model, not a curated record
UCGCUCAGUCCACCCCCUCUCCCUCAGCUGUCAGCUCAGCAAAAGCAGCGAUCGCACGGCGAAGCUUUGCUCUUCUCCUCCAAAUCUACCAUGGCGGCAUCUGUAGCAAGCUCUUUCUUCUUCGACGACGAGCCGGCCGGCGAGCGCGGCAGGGCCGCCAUGGACGCAUGCGCGCUCUGCGCCAAGCCGCUGGCGCGCGAGAAGGACAUCUUCAUGUACAGAGGGGACACCCCCUUCUGCAGCGACGAGUGCCGUCACAAGCAGAUGCGGGACGACGCCGUCUGCGAGAGGCAAGCUGCCCGGCGGCUGCGGCCGUACUCGUCCGUGCCGGAGUCCCAUCGUGGGCAGCGAGAGUCCGGGGAGGUGUCCGUCCGGAGCUGACCGGCCAGAGCGCCAACGAAAGAACUCUGAAGAACCAUCAAUUUUGUGAUGAUGGUAUUUCUCCGGUGCUCUUGGGUAUUAGGAGCUGUCGAGCCCAGCGAGGCAGGAAGCAGCGGCGCGCCAGCGCCCGCAGCUUCUUGGCCUCUUGGGCUAGUUGAAGAAGGCGAUGAUCGAAGAACAUCACCGUGUGUUUAUCUUAUGUUUUGGCUAAUCCGAUCAGCGCUGCCCCGCUCUGCGAUUCUUUUUUCGAUAAAGGAUGCUUUAUUACUUUUGGAAGCAAUUACAUCCAGUCUCUGCAUAACCAGGAUGCACACAGCCGUAUUGUUGUCUCAAGUCCAAAAAGAUAAAAAAAUAAAAACUACGCGAGAUACAUAUCGGAACGAUGAAUCAUAUAACGCCUAAGUAGUAGGUGGGGCAUCUAUCCGUACCGCUCUGUGAUUCUGUAUCUGUAUAUCCAUGAAUUUGGCUGUAUAAAAGUUUUGCUCCGAAAGAUAGAUAUCCCUUGUACUUAA